AUGCUCAUUGCAUCAGAAAUCCCCGUAAUCACUGGUGAAUCACCUCCUUCAGACUACUUUCAUUCUGGUGCAAAACGGAUGUUUGCCAACCAUCAUACAGAUUAUAACGGGCCUUCUCGGAUGAAGAUCAGCGCUGCAACCACCAAAGUCAAGAAGACCGAAGACACCCGCAAAAUGCCCUCGACUUCUCAGCAACAGGAAUUGCAGGCUGAUACAACUGAACGUCUACCAUUGAAACCUCUUCCUGCACGCCCAUUUGUAGUGGUUCCUCGGCCUUUGCCAGCUGCCGCAAUUGAAUUUCUGACCUCCAAGUCCAACACUGAGCCUCGCAAGAUAAUCCCUGAAAUGGAAUUUGAAGACACAGCUCAUGGGAAAAAGAGGAAGGUGGUAGCUAGUAGGCUACCUCAAGAGUCAAAGAGGCGAGCACCAUCUGUAGAGGAUGAAGUGGAGCUCAAUGUGGGGAAGAAAUGUGUGAAGGCGAAGGGCAAGGAGAAGGUGAAGGUCCAAGCAAUUGCGCCAUUGGCUGCUCCCGAGUUAUCUCCCACAAAGGGUGGUCCCUUGUCACCACUGACUGUAUCAUCUUCAAGUGACGAGCCACUUGCUCGUGCAGGAACAGUUCAACGUGCCAAGAGACUUCGAGAUGGUCCUGUCAAACCAUGCCCUGUCAAACCACGCCCUGUCAAACGAGGAUCUCAGCAGACUCAGAGCCGCGCACAUCGCAUGAUGUACAGUGAGGAGUCGGAAGAGGGCGACAACAACGUCAAUGAGGAGCCCACCGAUAAGGCCACAGAUGGUCCUCAUGAUCAUGAGGACACAUCACAAGAUAACAUGAUGGAUCACCAGGACUCAGAUGGUGCUGCCAGUCAUCAUGCUCCAGUGCAGCCACAAAUCCCUCAGCCUGGACCAUCAUCUGAAGUUUCACAUGAAGCUCCCCAUCAGCCUUGUCUCGCUGAUUCACAUAGCCGUGACCCUCAUGACCCUCCCCAGAGCCUCUCUAAAGAGAGCAUUCAGAACCCUCCUGAGCCUGUCCAGUGUACACCUCGUGUACCUCUCUCACACAAUCUCCCAGAGCAACUACACCUUGAGUCCCGUGAGCUGUCCCACGAGCCUAUCAUUCGCACAGGAGGCCGGCAUGAGCCUACUGAACAUGGGUAUGACCCUCACGAUAUUCGUGACCCUUUGGACACACGCAACUUUCACUGUCCUCAUGACCCUAUUCAGACUGUGAUGCAGUCCAUGCAUGCGACACCUUCUAUUGCCGAGGUGGUCAUCUUCAAGACAACUUCCAUCCUGCAAACUUCCAUGAUUCACGCAUCGGAGAGCGUGAUGAUACUCCUCCAGUAUAUCCCAGUUGCUAUAGCCCCAUUCCCAAUCACAUGUAUGCCCAUGAAGUUGAAGAACGUCAGCGGCUCCCUCACUACCAUGACAAUGUGGGAAGGGCAAGGGGGUAUCCGGAUAGGCAAGGACCAUGGAGGAGAUACCAAGACCCAUGCGACAACCGCCUGA
Molecule: messenger RNA, 1506 nt
Organism: Suillus paluster
Lineage: Eukaryota; Fungi; Basidiomycota; Agaricomycetes; Boletales; Suillaceae
Exons: 2
Coding region: 1-1506 (501 amino acids)
Source: RefSeq, a predicted model, not a curated record